AUGCCGAGAAAGGCUGUACUUUUGAAGUCAUUGACUCGUGGGCGCAUUCGGACCUCUUUUAACAAAUACAAUCUGUUCAAUCUUUACAAGAAAGGCGACGUGGACUUCAGAUCUAAAACGUUAUACCAACAAAAAUGGACUGCAAAGCAAGAGACUAGAGCUUACCACGGUGAACACUUGACCGAAGGUAGAUGGCAAGUAAAUUUCAGUCCUAAACUAGAUUCUGUUGCGCAGCUAGAUGCGUCUUUAAGAGGUGGUGAGAUAGAACAAACACCAAUUCUGAUGCAAACAUAUGCUGUUCUCGAGAAGAGAUUGGACUUUGCCAUAUUCAGAGCGAUGUUUGCCUCAUCUGUCAGACAGGCACGCCAGUUCAUUAUUCAUGGGAACGUUUAUGUAAAUGGUGUCAAAAUAACACAACCAGGGUAUCCAUUAAAGGCGGGCGAUGUCUUUAACGUCAAGCCAGAAAAAGUUCUUCAAGCAUUGGGUGCCAAGAAACCAAGCUAUAGCGAGGCCCUUAAGAUUGAUAAGAUGCAGAUUGCAGUAUGGAAUAGGCAUGUGAAGGAAGUUAAAGAAAAUCCAAGAGAGCAAUGGGAAAACAAGCAAGAGAAGUACAGAUCGAUGGAUGAUUCAAAUCCCAAGAAACAAGAAUACCUGGAGUUUGUCAAGAACUACAACAAGUCAUUAACGGCGAAAAUGGAAGCCGAAAUCAAAAGUGCUACUAAAGAAUCCAUUUUAGCGAAGAUAAUAUCUGUCGGAGCUGCUAUUUCAGACCAGGAAAAUAUAUCAUCAAAGGAGUUUGAGGGCAUUUUUUAUGACAAUUCCUCUGUAGCAACACAAGCCCUUGAAUGCUACCAAGAGUUAAAAAAAUCUGGUCAAAUUACUCCCGGCCACACCACAGAUAAGUCAGUGGAGGAACUCACCAUUUUGGCACAUAGAAUUGUCACACCCACGGAGGAGAUGAAGAGCAGUAUGUCAGAUGGGGCUAAACGUUCUUUGAGAGCUGCCAAGAACAUCGUUUCCGAGCUCUUGACUGAGUUAGAUGGCCACAUCAGAAAGGUCUAUGAAUCAAAGAAAGGGAGUGAACAAACGUUAUCUAUCCCAUAUAAUCCUGAAUGGGCAUCUAAACUGGCGCCUCACCAAUCCCUUGACAUAAAGAAUCUAGCUGAAGAUGAGACGAAAGCUUCUCAAUUAAUCAACCUUCCAUGGCAAAAGGGUGUAUAUGGACGCGAGAGAUCUUCUAAGCCUUAUUUCACGCCAUGGAAGCCAAGACCAUUUUUGGCCCCAUUUGCAAUUCUUCCUCAUCAUAUCGAGGUCUCAUUCAAAACAUGCCAUGCUGUUUACUUGAGAGAUCCAGUGGCUAGACCUGGCCAGUCGGAAGUGAUUUCUCCAUUUGGUCUACCUGUACACGAACGUGCAUACAUGUACUACGUAAGAAGAGGGAAAUAA
Lachancea fermentati is the source of this 1446-nucleotide messenger RNA. The record is from the annotation of a GenBank genome assembly. Lineage: Eukaryota; Fungi; Ascomycota; Saccharomycetes; Saccharomycetales; Saccharomycetaceae.